Molecule: messenger RNA, 777 nt
Organism: Helobdella robusta
Lineage: Eukaryota; Metazoa; Annelida; Clitellata; Rhynchobdellida; Glossiphoniidae
Exons: 2
Coding region: 1-777 (258 amino acids)
Molecular function (GO): catalytic activity
Source: RefSeq, a predicted model, not a curated record
AUGAACAAAAUAAAUGAGAUCAGGGUUUUGAUUGAUAAUGGAAUUUUAAAUAAACAUAUUCUAAUUUUCACAGAGGCUAAUUUAAAAAAUAUUACAACUGAAAUUAAUGAGAAUGAGAUUGCAUUAAGAGGUUUCAAAAUUGAAUCUGCUAAUUUUAUGAAGAAAAAAUUUCGAGGGGAUUUUAAUUAUCCCAGAAUUGAUUGGGGUACUUUAUCAAUCAAUUCUGAAAGUAAGUCAAUUGAGAAAAUAUUUGUGAAUUUGGUGAAAGAUUUGUUCUUGCAUCAAGUUGUACAAGAACCCACUAGGUUUAGAUCUCUGCAGGCUAAUCAUAUUCUAGAUUUGAUAUUGGUAGAAGAAUUAGAUGAGAUUAAAAAUCUUGUUCACCUGCCCCCUCUUGGUAAAAGUGACCACUGCAUUCUGUGUUUUGAGGUGGGCUCGACCAUUGAUGGUGCUCGUGAAAUAAUAAAUAAAACCCGAUUGAAUUUUAACGAAGGCGAUUAUGAGUUAAUGAACAAGUACCUUCAUAAAAAUUUAUACGGUAUGCUUAAUAAGGAGUUGUCAGUGGCGGAUCUAGGAUCGUAUGUAAACUCAUUAUGGUGUCAUUUUUCAAGUGUAAUAAACAGGGCAACUGAAGAACAUAUUCCAGUAGUAAAAAUGGGAAAGAACAGUUGUAAAGGUGAAAUCAGUAAAUCGUUGCAAGAAUUGAUAAAAAUAAAGAAAAGAUUAUGGAAAAAAUACAUGAAGACUCGUGAUUCAUUGAUUUUUGAAGAUUUUUGA